AUGCCGUCACGACAUGCCUACCUCCGGGUCACUACCUUACCGACAUAUCCUCUUUUCAGGCCACUGCUGUCACGACAUGCCCACCAUCGGGUCACUGUCUUACUAGCAUAUCCUCUUUUCAGGCCGUUGUCGUCACAACAUGCCCACCUUCGGGUGAUUGCCUUACUAGCAUACCCUUUUUUUGGGACGCUGCUAUCACGACAUGCUCACCUUCUAGGCACUGCCUUACCGACAUACCCUCUUUUCGAGCCGCUGUCAUCACGACAUGAUCACCUUUGGGUCACUGCCUUAUCGACAUACCCUCUUUUCGGGCCACUGCCGCUAUGGUAUGCCCAUUCUCGGGUCACUUCCUCCUCGACAUACCCAUUUGUUUGGGCCCCUUCAGGGCACUGUCUUACCGGUAUACCCUCUUUUCGGGCUCCUUUUGUUUGGGCCGCUGCCGUCACAACAUGCCCACCUUCAGGGCACUGCCUUACCGGUGUUGGAGCUCUUAAAGUUAUUCAAGGAGGAGCAUUGGAUGAGAAGAUGAAGGAUCUAUCACCAUUGAAGCUAAACACUUAUGAUCAAGACGAGGCUGAACAAGAAGAGAGAAUCAACAUUUUAGUAAAAGAAAUAAAGGAGAUGUUCUCAUCAAUAGGAGAUGGCGAGUUAAGUACUUCACCAUAUGAUACAGCAUGGGUUGCAAGAAUUCCAUCCAAGAAUGACCCAAGUAAACCUCAUUUUCCAACGACAUUGGAGUGGGUAGUGAAGAACCAGCUAGAAGAUGGCUCAUGGGGGGAGCCCAUCUUUUUCUCUUUAUAUGACAGGCUUGUUUGCACUUUAUCUUGUGUUAUUACUCUCACACAAUGGAAGCAAGGACAUGAACUAAUUGCCAAAGGACUUUAUUUUUUACAAACACGUAUUAAAGAUCUUGAUGGGGAAAAAGGUGUAAGAACUGUCGGUUUUGAGAUAAUAUUUCCUUCGAUGCUUAAUGAAGCCAAAGUUAUUGGGCUCAACCUUCCAUAUGAUCUCCCUUGCAUCAGACAUAUCAUCAAGCUUAGAGAGGAAAAGAUGACUAGGAUUCCAAUGGAAGUGUUGCACUCAGUUCCAACUACACUGCUUUACUCAUUAGAAGCAAUAGAAGCUGAUUUGGUGCAAUGGGAUAGAAUUCUGAAGCUGCAAUGUAGGAAUGGAAGUAUCUCAGAUUCACCUUCAGCUACUGCUGCAGCAUAUUUGAACACUAAUGAUGAAAAGUGUCUUGAAUACUUAACAUAUAUAGUGAAGAAAUUUCAAGAUUGUGCACCUUCUUUGUAUCCGGUUGAUACUUUUGAGCGUUGUUGGAUGAUUGACACAAUCCAACGGCUAGGAAUAGAUCAUCACUUCCGCAAAGAAAUUCAUAUUACUCUAGAAUUCGUAUACAGAAUACUUCGGAAAGAUGGUUUAGCAUGGGGAAGCGAUGCCAGCAUAACUGAUAUUGAUGAUACAUGUAUGGGUCUUAGAUUAUUAAGGUUACAUGGCUAUCCCAUAUCCUCUGAUAUGCUAGAGUACUUCAAGGAUGAUGAAGGCAAUUUCUUAUGCUUUAUGGGUGAGACGCAUAAAGGAAUUUCUGAUUUCUUCAGCCUGUAUCGCUUCUCCCAAAUUGCAUUUCCUGGGGAGAAUAUACUGAAACAUGCAAAAAAAUUAGCCGAGCAACAUUUGAAGAGCAAGAUGAAAGGCCAUCAAGCAUUUGACAAGUGGGCUAUAAAGAAAGCCCUACAUAAGGAGGUUGAGUGGGCAAUAAGAAAUCAAUGGAGGAUGAGUCUUCCAAGGCUUGAAGCUCAAGAAUACAUUAGAAAUUAUGGCGAAAAUGAUGUUUGGAUUGGAAAAUCUCUCUAUAG
Molecule: messenger RNA, 1856 nt
Organism: Phalaenopsis equestris
Lineage: Eukaryota; Viridiplantae; Streptophyta; Magnoliopsida; Asparagales; Orchidaceae
Product: bifunctional cis-abienol synthase, chloroplastic-like
Exons: 9
Biological process (GO): gibberellin biosynthetic process
Cellular component (GO): chloroplast
Molecular function (GO): magnesium ion binding; terpene synthase activity
Source: RefSeq, a predicted model, not a curated record